This is a messenger RNA of Striga hermonthica, 264 nucleotides long. The record is from the annotation of a GenBank genome assembly. Lineage: Eukaryota; Viridiplantae; Streptophyta; Magnoliopsida; Lamiales; Orobanchaceae.
AUGCUGCGUGGGUCCAAGUCCUACUCAGCUCCGAUAGGGAACACGCCGUUUUGUAGCCAAGAGUGCCGGCAAGAACAGAUGGAAAUGGAUGAAGCCACCGAGAAAAGACUGAAACUUUCCUCUUCCAAGAAAUCGAAAUCAGUGAUGAUGAUGAUGAUGAGACAGCUUAAUUCGGAAUCUGCAGCUAAAGAGUCGUCCGACAUCAUGACCAACAACAAAGCAGCUGCUGUUAGGACAGGUGGGACGACUGUGGCUGUGGCAUAA